Aphis gossypii (cotton aphid) is the source of this 1098-nucleotide messenger RNA. RefSeq names its product zinc finger BED domain-containing protein 5-like. Lineage: Eukaryota; Metazoa; Arthropoda; Insecta; Hemiptera; Aphididae. Bases 1 to 1098 code for a protein of 365 amino acids. The record is from RefSeq and is a predicted model, not a curated record. The transcript is spliced from 2 exons.
AUGAAGAGAUUUUUGAUAAUUGAUCAAACUAGUGCUUCAACAUCAAGCAGCAGUAAUAAAAUUAUGAGGGCUGAUGUCAGUAAUGUAAACACCAAACCAGCCGCCAGUACUUCAGGCCCAGUGUCGAAUUCAAAAUCUACAAAAUUAAGAAGGUAUGACAAAAACUAUUUAUCUCUCGGAUUUACUAAAACUACGAUAAAUGGUGAAGAACGGCCUCAGUGUGUAGUAUGUUUAACUGUAUUAGCAUCUGAUAGUAUGAAACCUAAUAAAUUAAGGAGGCAUUUAGAAACAAAACAUGCUGAACUAGUUAACAAACCUAAGGAAUUUUUUGCUCGGAAGUGUAGCAGCUUUCAAUCUACUCAACAGACAUUUAAAAAAAUGACAACUGUGCCUUCCAAAGCUCUUUUAGCGUCUUUUAAGGUUGCUCAUAGAAUUACCAAAUCUGUUGAUAUUGUUUCUACAAUGUUCGGAGACAAUUUGGCUCAACAACUAAAAUCCAUACCUCUUUCCAAUGACACUGUGUCUCGGCGAAUAUCAGAUAUUUCGGAAGAUCUCAAUGAACAAUUAUUUGAAAAACUAAAAAAUAACGUUUUUGGCCUUCAAGUUGAUGAAGCGACUGAUAAACAUAGGCAAUCUUAUUUAUUGGCUUAUGUUAGAUUUAUUGAUGAUAAGGAUAUAAGAGAAGAAAUACUUUUUUGUGAGCCCUUAACCACUAAUGCUACUGGGAAGUGUAUUUUUGAUAUUAUUGACAAUUUUUUUAAACAACAUGAUAUGCAAUGGCAAAAAUGCGUUGGUUUGUACACGGAUGGAGCCAGGGCUAUGGCAGGCCAGUACAAUGGGCUUCAAGGUUUGGUUAAAGCUGUUGCCCCAAACAUUAAAUGGACCCAUUGCAUCAUUCAUAGAGAGGCUCUAGCUUCAAAAGAUUUGAGCCCCAGCCUAAAUGAAAUUCUUCAAACUGUCGUUAAAACAGUAAAUUUAAUAAAAGCACAGCCACUACAGUCAAGGUUGUUUAAAGUUUUGUGUGAAGAAAUGGGCUCGGAGCAUACAGCACUGCUAUUCCACUCCGAAGCUCGGUGGCUAUCUCGGGGAAAUGUUUAA